GGCAAACAUUGUGAAACUAUGAUAGGUGAUGGCAGCCUGACAAGUGCGGAAGUUACCAUAUGGCUCAAGUACUAAUAGUGAGUCAGUCACAACGCUAAAUGAGUCAAACUGCUGAUUUAUGGCUUUUAAAAAAGGCAAAGAAGAAGCAGCUAAAAUUUCAUCUGGCAGCAAAAGUGACUGUCUACACUUGGACAAUGACACGAACACUCCUAUUGUGGGUCCUCAUCCUAAAUGCCUCGCUCAAGCCCUCAGAGAGCCAUGGUCCUGAGUUUGAAGAAGGGAAAGACUAUGAGGUGGUCCGACCUGUCAGACUUCACACAGUGAGAAAAAGACAAGCUGAGCACCUCAGACCUCAGACUAUUAAUUAUGCAAUGACCGUGGGAGGAAAAGGCAUUGAAAUGCAACUAGAAAAAAAUAAUGAAUUACUCACCAAAGACUACACUGAGACUUAUUACCAAGAAGAUGGGACUCGAGUCACCACAACACCAACAGAUAUUGAUUACUGCUACUAUCAUGGGAGGAUUGUGAAUGACAGUGAAUCAUCUGUUAGCAUCAGCACUUGUGAUGGACUCAGGGGUUACUUUAGAACAUCUGCCCAGAGGUACCUGAUAGAGCCUCUGUCUGGUGACGAUGAAGGAGAUCAUGCAGUGACGACAUUUAAUGAGAAGAACUUCACACCUGCAGUGUGUGGUGUCACCAACACCACCUGGAGUGAUGACUACGAACCACCAACAGGCCGCAGCCGCUCCAGAUCAGCGGGUAUUUCUAUUGUCCAGCAACAGAAAUACAUCAAGCUCUUCCUUGUUGCUGAUAACCGUGAGUAUGUGAAGAUGAAGAGAGAUCAGACCGUGCUGAGAAAGAGGAUAUUUGAAGUUGUCAACUUUGUCAACAUGGCAUACAAACCCCUGAGAACCUUCAUUGCUCUGGUGGGACUGGAGGUGUGGUCCAAUGGUGACUUGAUAACGGUGACACCCCCUGCUGGGGCCAACCUGGAUGCUUUCAGAACAUGGAGGAACACUGAGCUUGUGAAGAGGAAAAAACACGACAACGCACAUCUCAUCAGUGCUAUUGACUUUGAGGGAGCCACUGUGGGUCUGGCUUACAUUGGGACUCUCUGUUCGGGUCACUCUGUCGGGGUCGUACAGGAUCACAAUGACCGUGCAAUUGCAGUGGGAGCAACCCUGGCCCAUGAGAUGGGCCAUAACCUCGGCAUGGACCAUGACGACUCCAGUACUUGUGCUUGUUCUGGGGAUAGCUGCAUCAUGGCUGCAGCCCUCAGCUGGAACGUUCCUCGGACUUUCAGUAGCUGCAGCAGCAACCACUAUGAAAAAUACCUGACAAACCGCAACCCCAGCUGCCUGCUGGACAAACCAGACUACAAGGGUAUAGUGGCUCCUGCAGUGUGUGGGAAUGGUUUUAUGGAACAAGGAGAGCAGUGUGACUGUGGCACUGUGGAGGAGUGCACCAACCCAUGCUGCAACGCCACCACCUGCAUGUUGAAGGAGGGUUCGCAGUGUGGGGACGGCGAGUGUUGUGAAAACUGUCAGAUUUCGCCUCGCUCCAGAGAGUGUCGCAGAAAGCAGGAUGACUGUGAUCUGGCAGAGUUCUGUGAUGGGAACAGCGCCACCUGUCCUGAGGACGUGUUUGCUGUGAACGGGCUCCCGUGUGCUGGAGGUCUGGGUUACUGUUACAAUGGUCAGUGUCCACAGAGGCCAGACCAGUGUGUCAAGAUGUAUGGAUCAGGUGCUGUUGAGGCCCGCGCGUCCUGCUAUGACCAGAACAAGAGAGGAGUCUACUACGGCUUCUGCAGACGUCCAUCAAAGGAGCAGUACAUACCCUGUCAGCAACAAGAUGUGUUUUGUGGAAAGCUCUUCUGCCACAAUGGCAAUGAAAACCCAAACUACGGCCGCAUGGUCAGAGUGGGAGACUGCAAGGCGGCUUUCUUUGAAGACUACACUAAAGACUACGGCCAGGUGGACACAGGGACGAGAUGUGGAGAUGGAAAGGUGUGCAGCCAGAAUCAGUGUGUGACUCUUGAGACGGCUUACCGAAACAUUAACUGCUCCGCUAAAUGCCCAGGCCAUGCUGUCUGUAAUCAUAGAAGUGAGUGUCAGUGUGAGCCUGGCUGGAUGCCUCCUUACUGUGAUUCAAAGGAUGGGUCUUUCAGUUCUCUUUCUAUGGGAGCAACUGUUGCCGUCACAGUAACAGUUAUAUUAGUGCUUCUGGGUGCCAUUGCUGCUGCGGUGGGGAUAAUCUGGAAGAAACGACAGAGUCCCCUCUUGCCAACAACACAGACACAGAGGAAGCCUGUCGUGAGCAGCUGUGCUCGCCACCUGAACAAAGUGCCAAAUCAGCCCAGGCCAGUCAGACAGGCUAGAAGGCCAAAACCCAAAGGAGCUCCACCUCCACCACCCCCUGCAGGAAACAGACCCAAACCUCCGAGUCAGAACUACAUAGCUGCACGACAGGCUCUGAGGCCGGUACCUCCACCAAAGGUCUGAUGUCUAACACAGUGCCAAAUAUAAGCGAAUCACUGGAUGCAUACCUUUGUCCUCUGUCUUCUGCUGCUGGAAAACCAGAGAAGCAAACAUUUAGCAGUUCUUUACUGCAGUGCUGAAACACCAAGAGAGACAUACAUCCAGCAGGAGGGAGAGACUGGACUCUAAUUAUUACUGGAAUGCCAUGCACUGAGGACUUCAAUGCAGAGAUUCACUUUAAGUUAUAUAAUUCACUUUUUACACUGUAAAGUUAGAGUUGGUAGUGAUAUCUUUUAUUUUGUCACAGUAAUGGUCUGACUGUAUCAAGCUUAUCGAGUAUAUUAGCAUCUUCCUGAUAUUUUACAGUUAUUUUUUUUAGAAUCUUGAGAAAUAUCCCAAACUGCUCUAACGAGUGUGAUGGACAAAAAUUUCUGGUACUGAAGGGCAUUGAAGUGCAAUGUAAUAGAAAUGCUAACUCAAAGACUGCAAUUACCCUGCCAUUCACAAGUUCUGUCAAACGCUAUAUGUCUGCUUUUUGGUUAAGUCUCAAGGCAAGCCUUCUUGAAAAUACAUAUAUAUAU
Molecule: messenger RNA, 3058 nt
Organism: Amphiprion ocellaris (clown anemonefish)
Lineage: Eukaryota; Metazoa; Chordata; Actinopteri; Pomacentridae
Gene: adam28
Product: ADAM metallopeptidase domain 28
Exons: 23
Coding region: 99-2501 (800 amino acids)
Biological process (GO): proteolysis
Cellular component (GO): plasma membrane
Molecular function (GO): metalloendopeptidase activity
Source: RefSeq, a predicted model, not a curated record